AAAAAAGUCCAGGGUGGAAAAGAAUAGAAUAGAAUAGAAUAGAAUAGAAUAGAAUAGAAUAGAAUUAAUUAAUAGAAUUAACACUUCGUUUUGUGCAAAUAAGAGGAUAUUAAACUAAAGAAAGUUCUGGACGGUAUCCUGUAGUCACCUGUUUUCACAGCUGGCCAGCCCUGUUUGACAAGUCGCAUUACUUCAUGUCGCCCACACCCAUAGCCAAUAGCAAAGGCAGCUGAUCAGGAAACAGUAGUUUGGAAAGCACACUACUGCUGGGUGGACGGUUUCCCAGUGCUACAGUCUUUAAAUGGCCCUUCAGAAGGAGUACAGCCUGGAGGACACGCGAGAAUGUCCGGUGUGCUACGACAGUCUCGCGGGCAUUGAGAGGACUCUGAGCUGCGGACAUGUGUUCUGCCACGACUGCCUGGUCAAGAUGCUGGUCAGCAUCAAAAGGGAGGGAAACAUCCAAGACACCAUCGCCUGUCCCAUCUGUCGACAUCUGACUUUCAUCACGAGACAAAGCGAAGCGUUGCAGCCGCUCAUAGAGAAAAAGGAUCCGGACGAAGGGCAGACCCUGGAGGUGCCUCUGCCCGUGUCACAGGGAGGGCAGCUCCAGAGCGCACAGCGCGUCUCCAGAGACUCCUUACUGAACGAAUCCAACAGGAGUUCCCAUUUCUUCUGCAGGUGCAUCUCUUGGAAACUUCAUAGCCAGAGAACAAUCAGUUCCAGCCCAAAUGCACAUCAAGUUUACAUCAUAAGCACCCAAGGGAGACCUAUGACUGAGGAGGACGCGCUCGAUGUCUGGACUGUAGUCAAUCCUCAAAGCAGGCGAAGACGCACUGGUUGCGUUUGCUCAACGGCGCGAUGCCUGGUCUUCUUGCUUUCGGCAUUUACUGUUCUGGCACUGGUGACUUUAACUUUACCCUGGAUAUUACUGUUAUAAUGUGACAGAAUAGUAAUCUUUCUGAGCAUUGUGCGUUCAAGCCCAAUUUAACGCACAUAAUGUUAAAGGUAUUAAGUUGACAUUGUUUCCUUUUACUAUUAUUUUUUAAAGAUGUGAAUAAGCACUUAUUUUGACUGACUCAAUAAUGGAAAAGUAAACAAAAAAACAUUUUGUAAUCACAGUCAGAUUAUGUGCACAGAUAAUAAACAAGGUUUGUUAUAA
Molecule: messenger RNA, 1159 nt
Organism: Oryzias latipes (Japanese medaka)
Lineage: Eukaryota; Metazoa; Chordata; Actinopteri; Beloniformes; Adrianichthyidae
Source: RefSeq, a predicted model, not a curated record